AUGGAGCGUAUCGCCUUCUGUAAAUGUUUUCUGAAAAAAGUCAUUGAAGUUCGUCAUCCGUUAAAGCAAUUAGCGUUAAAAUGGAUUGACUCCAGUGAGCCUCGUUUGAGCUCCGGCAUAUCAACUCCGAAUCUUGUUGUCCAAUCGGCUGUUGGUCACUACUGUGAACAUGACUCUGCAUAUUCACUGACCGGAUUUAAUGCGCCUCAUGCGCAAUUCGGUUGUGUUCGCGCAAAGUUGAUCAUGUCAAGACCGUUAUACAUUCCCUUGAUACGCUUCUUUUUACCGUCGAUCCUUGCCAUAUUCAUAUCGUGGAGCAGCAUUUAUAUCAAUCGAAAUCAAAUACAAACUCGCUUAACUGUUCUCAUCUUUUCCACAUCUAUCAUUUGCUUCAUUAUUUUCAACGCUUAUAGUGAUAUGCCAACAUUGGUCUAUUUAACAGCCGCGGAUAUAUGGCUUAUCAUUUGCUCGAUAUUCUUAUCAAUCUCAUUUGUUGAGUUCCUAAUCGUUCAAAUGCUCACUCAUUUAUCGCAAAAGUAUCGAAUGCUGGCCGACAAAGACACUUUAGUGCGCAAAGAAAGUCGCUAUAGACAUGAGAAACGUGCGCUUCGAAACGCUUUUGUAAAUAUGAACGCCAGCCCGAAAGUGCCAGUGGCGAACGGUCGCAUUUUCGAUAAGAAACAUGAAGUGGUUCGUUUGUUUCGCCUGAAUAUUCUUCAUUUCGAGAUUCAACCGAGUUCGUCGUCGAUAUCCAACAGUGAUGUGAUUAUAUAUCAGCAUUUUCGACGAUGGGCUGAUUACCUAUCCAUAAUGGCAGCGCGUGUUGAUCUGGGUGCACGCAUCAUUUUACCGAUUCUUUUUUCUCUUCUCACUUUUCUUUAUUUUCUUUUUUGGAUCAUUUUAUGA
Anisakis simplex (herring worm) is the source of this 906-nucleotide messenger RNA. Lineage: Eukaryota; Metazoa; Nematoda; Chromadorea; Rhabditida; Anisakidae. The record is from the annotation of a GenBank genome assembly.